GUCUGGAUUUCAUGCCGUUUAGUUCUAUAAGUUUUGUUUAUUAUUAAAUGUCAAACAUUAUAAAUUUAGUUCAGUGUUGUCAAUAUUUAUGGUGAAUCUGUGUGUUGGUUUCAGACAAGUUCUCAUGUGUAGUGUCUUGUUUACAUUUAGUUGCUAGGUUCUCAUUUUGAUACGCCCCUGAGGCUCUCAGACUGCUGCUUCCCACCCUUAGAAGUCAGACAGCAUUUUUAUCCUGUGUAGUAAAGCGUUGCUUCUAAACAAGCUAGGAAGGAUUGUUCACGAGGAAAGUUUUUGUAUUUCUGACUCCGGGAAAGUCAAGGAAAAGAAAGUGGUUCUGCCUGCCUCUCUUUUUCAUCUGUUUACUGUAAAAUCUGAGGUAGCUAGACCUAGCCAACACUAAUGGAGCCUAAUGGGUGUUCCUCUUGGAAUAUGGAUACAAAUGUUUGUACUUUUAAGUUCCCAAACUUGCAAUCUGCCUAUGGUCUUGAGCUAAUGUAAGCUUUGGAAAUAUUGUUUGCUUGAUGGUUAAACUUGACGGUCUACUCAUGCACUGUGUUUAGUGGGAGAAGACCAGAACAACAGGACUCCAGUUAUUUACUUGUAUAAGCAAAAUUUCCUUAACAUCAGUUUUUGGUAAAGGAGUAAACUUAGACAACUUGAAUCCUUUUAGUAUUUUGAAAAUGUUGGAUAUUUAUUUUGUGUUAGUGGUCGGUUUUAUGUAUUGUUGUGGUCUAACUGUAAAAAUAGGAAGUUAUUAGUAGAGACACUGUUGUCUCCGAGUCUCCUGUAUGUGUUUUAUCUAGGCACUCUCCAAAUAUUUUGUAUGUAUUACAGAAUAUGGAUGGCUACAGGACAAGUGGAAAAGCAACUGCUUUUCAAAAGGGGAUAAAAUUUAGAACAGCAAUAUCUGCAGUCAAAGCUUGGAGAGAUUAGAUGUUGCUGACCUGUUUCUUAAAUUGACAAAUAAAAUAUAGUAACUAUUUUCAAGUUACUGAUAGUACUUGAGUGCAUCAAUUAUACAAAGUUUAUGAAGUAGAGGUCUUUUAUCAUAGAUAUUUUCUCAUCUCAUAUUUGUAUAUCAUGAUAGUAAUACUACUUCCAUUCAUCUUGUAUUGGCUCUCUUUUGGCAGUUACUUGAAAGGUUUCUUUACUUGAGAAAUUUGGACCACAAAUACUAGUCAGUAUAUUCAUAUGCCACGUAGAGUCUAGUUUAAAGACACUGAGAAGGGAAGAAGUAUUUUGGACAUAAAUGACAAUUCUUGUUUUGUCAGAUUUUUUUUUUUAUUAGAAAUUCCCUUUCCUUAAUAGGGCUGCUUAAUUUUUGUCAGUGCAUUAAACCACUAUUUUGAAGAAGUUAGUUUUUGUAAAUGACUACAGUUUGCUUAUUAUUUAUAACUAAUAGGCAUGUCAGGGAGGACGUGUCACCUUCUAUUGAGAAUGAACGUCUGAAUAUGUUCUGUAUUUUGUCUUUAUCACAGAAUGUAAGUGCAGAUUGUUCUGUAGCCUUGAUAUAAUUUAUAAUUUGCAUGUGUUUGUGUUUAGGAUUAAAUUUAAAAAUGGAACAGUAUGCUUCGUACAUAGAGAGUUCUAAAGUACCUUUAUCUGAUAUUGCUCAGAGGAUUAUGACAGCUUUGCAGUCUAUUCCUGUGGAAGUUCAGACUAACAGAAAAAAUAACCAGAGUAUAGAGAAGACAGAGGAAAAUAAACUAGGUGAUAAAGAUGCACAUCUGAAAAAUGAAAAGGAGAUUCGUGAUUCCACAAUUGCCUUAUUAAAAACUUCUGUCAGCACUGAAAAAAGGACUGCUGAUCAAAUAGUCAGGACAGUACAUACCAACAAAAUGCUUUGCUGUCAAGAUACCAAAAUAGUGAGCUAUCACCAGAAUUUAGACAUGCCAACACUGGGUUUUAGAGAACGAAAGCGUUCAGCAGAAGAAAAAAAUCUGAAGGAUGGUGAAAAGAAUACAGCUCCUCCUCUGAAAAGAAAGCAAGAUAUUCCUACAUGCUGUUCAGAGAAAACCAGAAAACUACCUAUAAAUACCUAUACUUCUUCACAUGAAAGAAGAUACAAGUGUAUUUCUGGACAAACAGAGUCUUCUGAAAAUUGUCCUUGUGAUAUCAGCAGCUUGGGAUGUGAAGAAAAAAGAGAAUUACUUGCAGCUGUAGAACAGGCAGUGGCUUUUGUAACUACUAUGAUAUUUCACGAUGGUUCUUCACAGCUCAACUCGGAGCAGGCCUUAACCUCAUCAGUAAAAGGAGUUGUUGUGUUAGUGAAGAAUCAGAGUGAUCAUGCGUGUCCUCCCAGUUCCUCUUCAACUGACUAUACUUGGAAUGCUGCUAAUGAAAAUGGCAAAUUAAUUUAUUUAAAAAUUGAAUGCUCAUCUCUUUGGGAACAACAGACUCCAAAGAAAUUUGCUUGGCAAGUGUUGUUGCAAAUGCUGCGUUGCAAAGUUCCAAUUAUUUGCUUCAAUGCAAAAGAUUUCCUGAGGACUCUACUUCAAGUUUAUAGUAAUGAAAUUAGCUGGAAACAAGUUGCUGAUAGUGUCGUGUUAGAUCCAAGGAUUGCAGCGUGGCUGAUAAACCCCAGCGACACAGUUCCUUCUUUUGAAUGUUUAAUAGAGAAGUAUUUUGAAAAGCCUUUUUCUAUGGGAACAGUAAAUACAGACACAGACAGUAUGAGAAAUGCAUCAUAUAAAAACUUAGAUGUGAACUUGAAGAAGCUUUAUAAUGUAAUGAUGGACCUUGCUCAUCACUUACAGGUUCAGGGUUUGUGGAAAUUAUUUUGCACUUUAGAGCUUCCGCUUAUCAAAAUUCUGGCAGUGAUGGAAACACACAAAAUACAGGUGAACAAGCAAGAGCUGAAAAAAACGUCAGAGAUUCUGGGGUUGCGACUCAAAGAGCUUGAACAGGAAGCUCAUCUAGUUGCUGGAGAACAAUUCCUUUUGACCAGUAGUAGUCAACUCAGAGAGGUACUAUUUGAAAAGUUAAAACUGCAUACAUUGUGUGAGACAGUGCACAGAACAGAAAUACAACAACUUGUGUCUACCUCAGAAGUUGUGCUAAAUAAGUUGCAAGAUCUUCAUCCUUUGCCUAAGAUAGUAUUAGAAUACCGUCAGGUUCAUAAGAUGAAAUCAACUUACGUGGAUGGACUAAAAACAUGCAUGAGAAAGGGAUUUAUUUGCUCUACAUGGAAUCAGACAGGAACUGUAACUGGCAGACUUUCAUCCAAACAUCCAAACAUUCAAGGUAUUUCUAAACAUCCAGUUAGAAUUACAAAGAAACAGUACAUAAAAGGAAAAGAAGAGGAAAUAUUAACUAUUUCCCCGAGAACAUUGUUUAUUUCCACAAAAGGAUAUACAUUUUUAGCAGCAGAUUUUUCUCAUAUUGAAUUAAGGAUUCUUGCUGAUUUAUCAUCUGAACCAGAACUUUUGAAACUGUUCCAAGAACCUGAAAGCACCGACAUCUUUUCCACACUGGCUUCUCAGUGGAAAGGAAUUCAAAGUGAACAAGUGCAACAUGCAGAUAGAGAGCAAGCAAAGCGUAUAGUUUACUCAGUGAUUUAUGGAGCAGGUAAAGAGCGUCUUGCUGACUGUCUAGGAAUUACUCCUCUUCAAGCCAGUCAAUUUAUAGAGAGUUUUAUGCAAAAAUACAAGAAACUACAUGAAUUUACAAAGAAAACCAUUGAACAAUGUCGGAAUAAAGGUUAUGUGGUUUCCAUAAUGGGACGUAAAAGACCAUUGGCUAAUAUCAACGCACAGGAUUACAAACUACGCACUCAAGCAGAGAGGCAGGCUGUCAAUUUUGUUGUUCAAGGAUCUGCAGCUGAUCUUUGUAAAAUGGCUAUGGUGGAGAUUUUUAACUCUGUUGCCGUUUCUCCAACUUUAACAGCCAGGUUAAUUGCCCAGAUUCAUGAUGAGUUGUUGUUUGAAGUAGAAGAUUCUCAAAUACAGGAAUUUUCAGCAUUGGUAAAAAGAACAAUGGAGUCCCUGCAGCAAACCACAGCAUUGGAAGUGCCACUGAAGGUUCCCUUGAAAGUGAUUCUUACGACUGGGAAAUCAUGGGGGUGUAUGACAGAAUUGCAGGAGAUGUAAAGCAGUCAUCGGGGAUGUUAUUCAGUACCCGUACACCUCAUUGGCCUGUGCUGAUUCCUCUCUGAAUCACUAGGCAACAGCGCUGCUGGAUCUUUCAUAAGCACCUAAUAC
This is a messenger RNA of Colius striatus (speckled mousebird), 4199 nucleotides long. RefSeq names its product DNA polymerase nu (gene POLN). NCBI's taxonomy places the organism in Eukaryota, Metazoa, Chordata, Aves, Coliiformes, Coliidae. Gene Ontology annotation, biological process: double-strand break repair; DNA-templated DNA replication. Gene Ontology annotation, molecular function: DNA-directed DNA polymerase activity; DNA binding. Bases 1527 to 4088 code for a protein of 853 amino acids. The record is from RefSeq and is a predicted model, not a curated record. The transcript has 24 exons.